CUUCCGCCUUCCCCCUUCCCUUUACGAGGAAUUAGAUGCCGUUGCUGCUUCUCCAUCUGCUUGCUGCAUCUCUCCCGCUUUUUCUUACCUUUCCACAAACCUGCGGCCACUCUCAAUCAGGUCACCUGCUACUUCUUUCUACCCACUUUCCGCCCAAUCCUGUCCUAUCCCGUCUUGUCUUGUCUUCCAUCCAAGAGGAAAGAGAGAGGGAGAGAGAGAUAGAGACGGGCGAUCCUAGGAAGGCGCUUGGUCUAUCACCGUUACCUUACCUACCUACCUUACCUUAGAUCCAUACUCAAAUUCAACCUUUCUUCAUCCUCCUACCUUUACUCUUAUCGCACCCGCGCAUAUCAU
Colletotrichum godetiae is the source of this 354-nucleotide messenger RNA. RefSeq lists its product as uncharacterized. The transcript has a single exon. Lineage: Eukaryota; Fungi; Ascomycota; Sordariomycetes; Glomerellales; Glomerellaceae. The record is from RefSeq and is a predicted model, not a curated record. The coding region runs from base 36 to 287 and encodes 83 amino acids.